Messenger RNA from Suillus clintonianus, 1949 nucleotides. RefSeq lists its product as uncharacterized. The coding region runs from base 177 to 1718 and encodes 513 amino acids. Lineage: Eukaryota; Fungi; Basidiomycota; Agaricomycetes; Boletales; Suillaceae. The transcript is spliced from 3 exons. The record is from RefSeq and is a predicted model, not a curated record.
GAGCUUCUCGCAAACAUUCAUCGAACAGAUAUCAGGCGAUUCACGAUAACGAUACUUUAAUCGAUAAAACUGUACAAAUGAGCACAUAGAACCAAGUUAAAAGUCCAUGUCCUGUGUUUUCAUCCGAGUCCUUGUCUGACCAAAUCCGCAAACAGUACCCUUCGAACGACGACCCAAUGCAUCAAUGUCUUCGGAUCGCAGAGCUGUUUGAUAUCAUUUGUAAACGAGUUCUUGCCACCGGGCAUCAGUCAUCCCUCGCGGCUCUCUGCAGAACUUGUCGCCUCUUCCACGAACCUGCGCUGAACGUACUUUACAACUCGCUGGAAAGUCUUCGUCCAUUGCUGUUUUGCAUCCCUGCAAUCGUGAGAAUUGGAAAGAGGAUCACUACAUUCAAAGAGUUACGCCUUUCAGACUGGCAGCGAAUGCAGUUCUACGCCAAAAGAGUUCAUUCGCUCAGGGUCAAUGACCAAGAAGAGUUUGUCAUCGACAAGACCAUCCUACAUGCACUAGCUACCUCGCCCUUCGCACCCCCAAUGUUUACUCAUCUCAAACGACUUUGGUGGUCAAAUAAUUCUGCAGAUGCUUUACCACUCCUAUGUUCCCUGGUCAAUGCCAGACUGGAAUGGCUUAUUCUGCAUGAUCUAGACUCAAGGCUUCUUCCGCGUGUUAUUCCUCACAUCACCUCUGGCAGCAACUCUCUCCACGUCGUGUGUUUUCCCGCGAAAUAUAGUAUGAGGGACAUACACCCUGACAUGUUCCAGAGCUGGCGCAACCUACAGAGUCUCGUUUGCGGCCUAGUCGAUGACACAAUGCUCUAUCACCUCGCAACAUAUUCCAAGCUUACACAUCUCACUAUUCAAGUCGACGAGAAGAACGACUACAGUUCUCUCAUGAAACUCGCUGGCCAACCAGUAUUUCCUGCCCUUCAGGGGCUCGACAUCACUGCGACUCACACCCUCCAUUGCGUUCAUAUCCUUGAAAUUGCAGAGCUGCCAUCGCUACGCUCCCUCCGUAUUCAUUCGACGGAAGAGGGCCUAACAAACGCUGAAGUGCAUCAGUGUUUCCGCCUAAUCUCACGUCAAUGUCCAAGUCUCAGGGAUCUACGUAUAAAAGAAUUACAGAUAUCCCCGCCGGAAUUCCCUAUCGGCUAUAUCAUUACGUUUGAUACCCUGAAAACGCUCUUCUUACUGCGUCAUCUAGAGGCACUUCAUCUCGACACAACUUGCACGUUUGCCCUCGAUGACAAGGAGCUUGCGCAGCUGGCUGAUAUGUGGCUGAAGUUGCGUGCACUUGAACUGGGGAUCGAGAACGGUUGGCGGCAACCAAGUAAAAUUACUCUGCAGGGUUUUGCAGAGUUGCUGCGGCGCUGCCCCGUGUUAUCGGUAGUCGGGUUUGCUAUGAACGCCUGGGCACCGGAUAUCGACGAUCGACGACCUGGAUGUGGGGUCCGCAGAAACGGUCUGGAAGUCCUACGAGUGGCUGAUUCCAAGAUCACGGACCCGUUGUCCGUCGCAGCGUUCUUGUCAGAUGUUGUACCGAACGCUGAGAUAACGGGCUACGACAUCGAGUAUGACAUGACUGGAACGUUCAAUACUCGGAUGAUGUAUCGGGAGAGGUGGGAGGAGGUUUCUAUGUUACACCCUCUACUUGUCAACUUGAGGAGGCAAGAAGCAGUAGGUUGGGGAUCGAAUGAGCGCUCCAGAGACCGAGAGUAUUAAUAGGACAUCGCUAGACCUGUUAUAGGUUGCAAGUGACGCAGUACAUGGAUAAGUGCCGUUGUGUUUGCCACCCUUGUACAUACAUGUAAGGACCUUUGCGGCCUAGCCUUGCGUAAAGCUUGACCGAGGUUGCGCGAAGCUCAUAUCAUGCCGUAAUUCGAUUUAAGGACACCAUACGUAGAAGCGUGCGCCGAUGUGCUUGAGCUGACUUUUACGUUGACGGUUUGGAGC